Messenger RNA from Selaginella moellendorffii, 2341 nucleotides. RefSeq names its product cellulose synthase 2. Lineage: Eukaryota; Viridiplantae; Streptophyta; Lycopodiopsida; Selaginellales; Selaginellaceae. Bases 1 to 1932 code for a protein of 643 amino acids. The record is from RefSeq and is a predicted model, not a curated record. The transcript is spliced from 3 exons.
AUGUCUAGCAUUAAAGAUCUUGAGUUGCAGCAGCAGCAGCAGGAGACACCACCAAGUGAUCUUAGUGAUCCAAGCGAUUCCCAUGAUUCUUCUUCUCCAUCUUCAUCCAAUUCGUCUUCUCUUCAUCCAAUACCGACACCACAUUGGGGGAAGCUAAUCUGGCACACUAUUAUCUGCAUCCUUGUCUGUGCACACAUAGCUGCAUUUGCGAAUUACCUCGUUUAUAGGAUCUAUGUUUACUCUAAACAUCCCGGAGAGCUCGCGAGAAGGCCGUGGCUGAUAGUUUUGACGACUUGCGAGGUGAUAUACUUUGCGAGCAGCGUUAUUUCGGCUGCGGAUCUGGUGUUACCGCCUCGAAUAUGGCGGCCCCGUCAGAGUUUAUCGUUGAAUUGGGAAGAGCUUCCGACGGUUGACAUAUUUCUUCCCUGCUGUAAAGAGCCCACUGACGUUCCCGAGGAUUCCAUUCAGGCUGCCCUGGCCAUGGAUUAUCCCAAGCACCAGUUUCGAGUUUUGGUCCUUGAUGAUGGAGGGGACGAUGAGCUAAAAAGAUACUGUGAAGAAUUGGAGAUCUUCCAGAUUCCAGGUGUCCCACACAACUUCAAAUGCGGUAACCUUAACUACGGCCUGGAGCAUUCCGACGCGGAGUUCGUGGUGAUGAUGGACGCAGACAUGAUACUUCACCCCUCAUUCUUGAAGACUUUGCUCCCUCACAUAGUGAAGGACCCCAAAGUGUCAUUCGUGCAAAUCCCUCAAUCGUUUUAUAACCUGCCAGUGGGAGACCCUCUAAAUGAUGCUUGCGGAUUUGGCUACGAGCGUGUCAUGAUUCACAGGGACACAUUUGGGGCCGCACCCUGCGUUGGAACUGGAGCAAUCUUCCGAAGGAAACAUCUGGACGAGAUUGGAGGCUUCCAGCCAAUGUCAAUCACAGAAGACACCAUGACCGCAUUCAAGCUCUUCAACCAGGGCUUCAAGUCCGUCUACCUCAACCGCAAGCUUCAGAUUGGUCUUACACCGUGGACGUUUGAAGGAUAUAUCAAGCAGCGGCAGCGGUGGUGCCAGGGAGCUAUACAGCAAUUCUCUGCGACAUGGAGAGAGAUGCUUGGGCCAAAGAGCAAACUCUCCUUGGUUCUCAAGGUGAGUUUCUUCUGGCACACGGGAUACUACUUCAUCGCAAUCGUCAACCUUGUUAUGCUUCUCCUCUUCAUCGUUUGUCUUGCACUUCACUUGGACCUCAUGAUCGGCACCUCCCAUGAGGCGCGGCGUGUUAUCAUCCAGCUCGCCAUCUUCCUCAUUUUCUGGCGCCUUUCUUGGAUCUCAGUCUGGCUCGGUCUUCCACAAUCCAUCCAGAGUCGUAACCGGGACGAGUCACAUUUCUGGUGGAUGACACCCUUCUUCCUCCAGACCAUAUACAAGUCCAUUUUUUCGUACUCUUCCACUUUCACAUUCACUCCAACAAGCAGCAUCGAUCGAGUUGCGGCACAGGCCAAGUUCACCAAGCAGCCAGCCUUGAUCAAAUUUUUCCUUGUCAAGCUCAAACAUGUAAAGGUUCACAUAAUCUACAUACUCCUGGUCUUGGCAGUGGUGGCCUACAGAAUUUCCUGGGUAGCGAAGCAAAGAGGCCGAAAUUGCAGCCAUGAUUUUUACGUGAUCGCAAUGUCCUUCUUUCUUCUUUCAACUUGUACACACAUGCUUGUACCAAUUGUGUACAUUUUGUGUCCGCCCAGCUACAAGCCUGGGCAGCGCAAGGGGCUGCUUCACUACAAGGAAAAGGUUCCACAUUUCGUGGAGGGAGACCAUCUCCCAAAGUGGCACUGGUCAGCCAUGUUUUACGAGGCCAUAGCUAACGUGGUUGUGGUGAUUUUCUGGGUGGCAGCACUUGUUAUCGCUGUCACCAAGGCAGAUCGCCAAUGGUGUAAAACUGGUGCUGUAUAAAAGCUUACAUAAAGUCUUGUUUAAAGGGUUUUGGGAAGAAUGCGUCAGUUCUGCAGCGGACUUUCGUCACGCCAUCUGCUAUCACAGGGACUUCUACUACUUCCAGCCUGAUGUUGCCUGGACGAGCUGUACCACACCAUCAAACGUAUGAAAGACAAUGGCACGAUGUAUAACGUUCAGGGCUUCCUGCUCAUCGGCAUGGUGACCGUGAAGGAUUUGUUUGAGGGGCGAUUUGGUGAUGGACAAUUGCGUGCUAUCCACGACUAUCAGCUGUCAUUCUGGUUGGAAGACUUGCUUCGACAAGUUAACUACAAUAGUGGUGAUGUUGUGCGCGACUGUGGUGGGCAUACGUGAUGGGCUUACUACUCGGCAUUUUUAACUCCGAUAACAUAAACCUUGACAUCUCCAC